AUGACGACCGUAUCGACACACGGCUACACAAAAGCCUUCCACACCCUCGUUGGCAUCAUAAACGAAGAGCGAUCUGAAUGCUUCACCUUCUUCGGUAACACGGACGACACUCGCAUCAUACCCCGAUCGCCUACGAAACAUGCCGUCGAAUCCUUCGAGCUCGUGACACCAACCGGCGAUAAUGGUCACGCGUCCUUGUCUAUCAGCACCCGAUGGAAGCUGGUCGAUGGCAACAAAGAGCUCUACAUCCACCGCUACUGUGAUGAAAGGCCCUCAUGGACACCUGCCAGGCACUGUUUGAGACGGUGUUACGGCGAGACCGUGCGUAAUGCUGGCCUCUGGUCGGACUACGUCCGCUUAGGACAGAAGUUUCCCUUCAUGCGCCUACCGAAAGAGCUUCGCUACAUGGUCUUCGAAGCUCUAGUAGGACCGGUCCUGCGGCCCCGCAUCCGUCAACCGCAGUUUAGCUGGAAGCCGAUAAAGCUGUUAAGAACACCUGAAGGCGAGCUGAUAAAUGAGGGAACGUCCACUCCCGACACGUCGCAGGGUCCUAUAGAUCCCCGUCUCGUUUGGCCUUUGAGGCUGGAUGUCGAGGACCCGGAAUGGGAUAGGGUGUCCCCACGUGCAUCCUUCUGUCCGGCCCGAUGCCCGUGUACCCUGCAAUAUCAUCAAGCCAGCAGCGUUGUACCGCUAUUGCUAGUUAGUAAGACGUUCACGAUCGAAUUUCAGAACAUUGUAUGGGAAGCUACCACCAAGCACUUUGACCGCGUACACGACAUUGUUGAGACCAUCCCGAAGAUGCAGGCUCUUCCAUUCAUGGCCCUUCGCCGGAUAUCCCUCAGAUUGGCAAAUCUAGACUACUUCCGGCUACUCAAUUACAGAGAUGGCCCUGCAGAAGAUACGGGCCCACUGGGGCUGGGGCUGCUCAUGGGCUUGGAAAAUCUGCAGUUUUUGGAGAUCGAAUUUACGACCGGCCCGCCAAGGUGGCGUCCAGGUCAAAUUCGAAUUCCGAGUGAUGAAGGAUGGGCCGAUCCAUUCUCUGUGUACGAGACCUCAUGCCAAGCUGUACUGGUUGACUGGUUCUUCAUGGGGCUGUACAUGAAGUUCGUAGAGGCGAAGACGGACACUCGCCUCGUCCCGCAUAUCACGUUCACUGGCCAUGUCAAGCACAGUACUCGCGCUAUAUGGGAGCCGAUUUGGCGGGGUUUGAAGUGGGGUGUUCGCCACGACUUCUCACGCAAGAUUGCGAGAAUCAAGGCGACUCCUGUUCACGAACUGUAA
Molecule: messenger RNA, 1281 nt
Organism: Alternaria hordeiaustralica
Lineage: Eukaryota; Fungi; Ascomycota; Dothideomycetes; Pleosporales; Pleosporaceae
Exons: 2
Coding region: 1-1281 (426 amino acids)
Source: RefSeq, a predicted model, not a curated record